Messenger RNA from Dermacentor andersoni, 472 nucleotides. NCBI's taxonomy places the organism in Eukaryota, Metazoa, Arthropoda, Arachnida, Ixodida, Ixodidae. The record is from RefSeq and is a predicted model, not a curated record.
GUGACUCCGGCAGCUAUGCUCUGGAAGGCGGAUGACACUUGUGGCCCAGCGGUCAUCAAGACCCCCAUGGGAAAACAGCCUGGGGCCACUUUGGAAGACCAUAUGCGGAUGCUGGAGCUGACGGGUACCGCACACGCCUUGGGCAGGCCAGGCACCGCCGACGAGGUUGCCCGUUGCAUCGCAUUCCUGGCCUCGGAUGACGCCUCCUUCGUCACUGGAAUUACAAUGCCCGUCGAUGGUGGCUUGCAGCUGUUCUCGACCCUCAACCGUCGCAAUCUCUGAAGGGAUACCUAAAGGGCAACGUGAUAGCAAGUCAUGACACAUAAGCGGCGUUGGACAGUGAUGCACAAGGGAAGAAAAAAAGGAUUGGGAUUGCACUGGCGCCUGAUAUGAACACAUAUUCAUCAAGAAUCAUUAAGGACCAUAUGCAUAUAUGCUUAUACACUAAUAAAUAUGUUUUGGCUGCACACAA